AUGCAUGCUGAUUACCUUCAAAAAUAUUCGGAAAAUAAAGUUAGCUAUUACACCUACCGGAAAGUGAUGUCCGACAUGUACAUUAGCUUUACAAAAUUAGGAAAUGAGGAGUGCGACUACUGUAUAUUGCACAUUCAGCAUGUAAAAUCUCAUAAUGAGGCAAUAGCCAUAACAGGUGAAAAUGUUGUUGAAAUUGUAGAAGGUUCUAAUGAAGAUGAAAAAAUACACGGAACAAAUAUUAAUCAAACAACUGGUUCUAAACUAAGUCUCUUAUCUUUUGAGUCUGCAAGCAAUUAA
Diabrotica balteata is the source of this 297-nucleotide messenger RNA. NCBI's taxonomy places the organism in Eukaryota, Metazoa, Arthropoda, Insecta, Coleoptera, Chrysomelidae. The record is from the annotation of a GenBank genome assembly.